This is a messenger RNA of Cotesia congregata, 9557 nucleotides long. Lineage: Eukaryota; Metazoa; Arthropoda; Insecta; Hymenoptera; Braconidae. The record is from the annotation of a GenBank genome assembly.
AUGUCCGCCACGAGUCCUGUUAUUGUAGCUCCUGGACGGUGCUCGCGGCCACGAGACACACCGGGCUCCACAAUCAUCAACUUUAAGAACAAUCACACUGAUUCGUCAACAGUGCUUAGGUUGCCGCCAUUGCUGGGGCCGUGCCACAGCUAUUAUUGGUUAAUUACAUCUCUAAAGUCCUCAAUAUUAUUCAAAUUAUUAAAUAAUAAAAAUUAUCACGAAGUACAGUUGCUGACAUACUUAAAUUGCAUACGAUACGACUCUGAAUGUCUUCGCACAUCCAAAAGUCGUGCGUGGGGCUUGAAGCUACUUUAAGUGACAGCAAAAAAAAGUACGGCGACAAGGUGGGUGCACUUCUGUCUGCCUGGGAGCAUGUCACCAAUUUCAUUUCUACGGCAAACCCAGAGGCCACCCAGUCUCUCAUAGAAUGGGUCCACAAACAUACGUUGACAUUGGUAUUGCGCGGGGAGUGGCCAAAGCUGUCACCUGCUACAAAAACACACCUCAGCGUAACGUUGCAGAGGUGUGCGAGUCACCUGGUGCACCAUCCGGUCGCGUCGAGGUGCACAGCCCUCAUCGCGUUGGUACACAAUCCAUGGGCUCAUCCAGCACUUGACCGCAUACUUAAUGGCCAACCAGAUCCUGAACAUGAAGAAGAUCGCUGCGAGGACAUUGCAGUAAAUCUUGCAGCAGCUUGUGUCCGAAGUCUGCGAAGAAGUGAUCGAUUACGUUCACUGUCGGAUCUUCAUCAUGUUCACUUUAUGAUUGACGUAUACAUUGUCCUGUUGUACAAAUUAAAACGCACGCAAGAUAUAUUCGCUCAAUUAAAAUUAAUGGACCUAAAUGAUGGAUUAGAACUAGUCCAAAGAUUAAGCGGCGAGAAACCAAUGAAAUACGGGACUGCGCGUGUUUGGCGAAAUUCAAUAAAAGCCGCCGAAUUAGUUGCUCAGUAUCUUGUAACAGCGGGUAUGGUUAGGCCCGUUAAUGAAACUAGUGCAAGUGUUUUAGAACAAAUUCUUAACUCCUGGGCGUGCUUACAUGUUAAGCUUAAGGCAACUGAUCCAAAUCUACCGGGUAUGAUUAGAAAAUUAAUAGAAAAUGCUGAAAGUGCCCAGCAUAUUUAUUUAUUUUGUGCUGUUUUACUGAAACACUUUGGAGAUAGUAUUAAACCAUUGGCUAUUGAAUUAUACAUCAGAGCACUUACAGCAGAUAUGAAUGAAUUGGAAACCCAAAAAAUAAAGUCUGAUAUUGAUAAUGUACGUGAAACGGCAAAACGUUUGAGUACGCAAUUUCUAAAAUUGGCUGAUGUUGUUAAUAAUAAUAUUGGUAUUGCACGUGAAUGUGUAUUAACCGCGUUUUCGUUAAAUCCAACGCGCGCUUGCUACGAUAAAAUAUGCGAAUUGGCGAUAGCUUGUGGUAAAGUAACACGACUAGAGAGUCAACCUCAAAUUCACACUCUUGAUGAAGAAACUAAAGAAGAUGAAGAAAAUGAAAGAUUGUCAACAACCCCAGUAGAAGUAGCAACUACAACAUCGACACCAGUAACUAUCACGACUACAACUUUAAAUAAAAUGGAUGACAACUCUCAAUCAGAUAAUAAUAAAACAAAUAAUAAUACUACUAUCGCUACUAAUUCAAUAAUUGAAUCACAAUUCGAAAAUACAACAGAUAGUAAUAUUAAAAUAGAUCUUAAGGAGGGUAAUAAUAAACAAACACAGCAGCAAUCACAAAAUUAUAAUAAUAAUAAUAGUAAAUGUACAGAUCAAUUGUUAAAAAAAUUAUUAAAUUCACCGGUUCAGUGUUGUCAUUCGAAUUCAAGUAGUAGUAGUAGUAGUAGUAGUAGUAGUAGUAAUAUUAAUACUGAUAAAAAAUCAGAUAAGUGUGUUGUUAAUAAUUUUAAAAAAGAUUCAAACAGUGAAGGUUCAUUGGACGAAAUAUGUCUUAAUUGUAAUAAUUAUAAAGGAAUGAAUGUUGAUAGUAAUACUAAUUCUAAUAACAGUAGCAGUAAUAAUACUAGUAGUAAUACUGGUAAUAAUAAUAGUAAUAAAAACAAGUCUUCUACUGAGAGUGGUAAAAGUGUCAUUGUUAAUAAAGAUCAUCGUACAUUGGAUGCAUUGAUACUUAUAAAAGGAGAAGUAGUUACGGGUUCGGCAAACUAUGACGAAAAAUCAGUGCCAAAUCAAGUUUUGGAUGCCGAACAAUUAGGAUUGACGCCUCAAUUGUGCGAUGAUUUAGCUGUUGUACUGAGUAGUCCACGUUACCAUAUGUUGAGUUGGGUGUCUGAUUGGAAUGAAUUAAGUACACUUUGUGAACGAUAUUUAGAGAAUGCUCAAGAAAUGCGUCACACUAAUAAAGAGUUAAAGUAUCUUAAUAUUGAUUACUCACAAUUUAAAGAUUGGCCAUCGGAGGAUGACAGUAAGGAUGUUUUUUAUGGUAUUGAAAAGGGUUACGAGCAGUGGGCAGACGGAGCGUCUGAUACUUCUGAGCAGUAUGGAAGUUUUCAACCAGCUGGCUCUUACAAAAGAAGUUCUACCAGACGUAGUUUAGAUGAUAGUUCUGAUUCCGACAGCGGUAGUAUUUUACGAGUUCGCAGGACUGGUCGGCAACGUAAAAUUCACCGUUUGAUAUCUUCUGAAAGUGAUUAUGACAGUAGUAGUGGUGUUAAAUCCUCGAGUAAUAAACAUUAUCGUAACAACAGUUACAACAGAAGAAGAAAAUCAAGUUGUGUUUCUGAUACUGAGGACACAAAUACUCAGGACAGUCAGACUGACAGUUUAGGAAGUGACGGAUGUCGACAGGAUAAUAAAAUAAAUAAUAAACCGUGCAAUAAUAAAGAAUUAACUAAACGUAGUGGUAAUAAUGGAAGCAAUGGUGGUAUCGGUGGUAAUGGAAGUAGUGUUGGUAAAUCUAAAUUAACUGUUGAUACCGUAUCACAUUUUCAUAUGCUUGUUAAUGAAAAUAUGCAUCAUACUACAUCGACAAUAUCAAGCGGUGCCGGUAGUGAAGACGUCAGUGGUUCGGAUGUUAGUAGCAAUGAUAUAAUAACGUUGUUUUCUGCGGAUUUAGAUGAAAAUAAAAGAGAAACAAUUAAAGGUUCUGCUUUUACCGCCGUUUCACCAAUAAUUAUAACUAAAAAACGCAGUGACCCGGCUGUUUUAAAAUCAUUGAGAAUGUUUCGACCACAAAAUAUUAAAAAACCCACACCAAGAAUAAAUCAAUUAGUUCCGAAAAAUAUUUUAAAUAAUAAUAUUAAUAAAAAUAAUAUUAACAAUAAAGAUAAUGUCAGUGGUGGUGGUAAUGGUGGUAAUAAUGUUGGUGGAAAUAUCACUAAAUUUGCGCCAUUAUUAAGCACACUUAAUUUAAAUCCUAAAAUUGUAUUGACCCGCAAUAAUGAAAUAGAUAAAAAAUUAGAACAAACGAAAAUUAAAAAGCAACCGGGAGUAUUGAGUGCCGGUGAUUUAUCAAGUGAGCUUUUAAAUAUACAAAAGAAAAUGCCAUUUACGCACAAAAAUCCAAUUCAUAAUCAUCAUCAUCAUCAUAAUCAUCAUCAUCACCAUAAUCAUAAUUAUUCAAGUGAUAAAAAUAACAAAAGUCCACGUGGACGCAAACCAAUUAAAUCUAAUAACAAUAAUAUUAGUAAUAAUAAUAAUAAUAAUAAUUUAGGAAAAAGUAAUUAUGACAUACUAGCUAAAGCAGUACGUGAUUCGGAUAUACUGGCUCAAACAGUUCCAGGUUUAAAUACAUUGGACAUGAUGGUACCACCGCGUGUACAGUCAACAGUUAAUGUUGUUCAAAUAUCACGUAACAUUCCGCAAAGUCCAAAUUCUGGAUCGAUUAAUAGCGGUAAUACAUCACCGAGAAAUCGUACGUCUAGUAUUGUUAGCAGCAUAAUACAAUUACCAGGUACACCCUCGUCUGGUGGUCAUGAUAGUGGAGUUGGAAUGAGUCCAGCCGGACAAACAUCUCCACCGACACGUACAUCAGUGCUUCAUGACGUUGGUGAAAAGGCUAAUCAGCCGCCUGAUGCAUCACCAACUAUUUCAACAAAUGUGUCGGCAACUGAACCAGAUAGCCCUCAUACUACCAGUAAUAGUAAUAACAUUAAUAUUAAUAAUAACAAUAAUAAUAAUAAUAAUAAUAACAACAACAAUAUUCAACGGAUAAUAAGCCGUAAUGAUUCACCAAAUAAAUCACCAUCGCCUUCAACUACUACCACAACAACAGUUACAGCAACAACAAUAACAUCAACAGCUGCUAUUACUACAACAGUACCAAUUACUACCGAACAAUUACAAAUUGUUUGCAAACCUGAUGGUACUUAUCAACUGGCAACAAUUAAUCCUAAUAUUAUAACAACAGGACAGAGAAAUUUAUUGACAUUACAAAAUUUAGAAGAUGAUAGUAUUGGUUUUACUAGACAAAUUCAACGAGUCUCGGAAUCAUCCUCGGGAAGUGGUUCUAACAGCAGAACCAAUACUUACGAAAGACAAACAGUUAAAGUAUCUCAACAACCACAAAAACCACCACAACAACAACAGCAACAACUACAACUACAAAAUACAGGAUUACCAAAAUUUCAACAGGCAUUUGGUAAAACAAUUUAUACACAGUCAGAUACUACGACUGUUGCCACUUCAUCAACCACUGAAACAAUAACCCAACCAAUGAGCAGUAUCCAGAAAACGUCGAAUUUAUCUAAAGCUGUACAAACGUCUGUAUUAAAUAGUCAGGGUAGUGUUAGUAGUGGUGGCAGUAGUAGUGGAAUUAAUGUACAGUCAAUAGCAAACAUUCCAAAUCUGCAGUUGUCAUCAUCAGGCGGCAGGCAGAUACUUAAUAUUGUACAGAACACUGGUAGCAAUAAUACAAAUAUUAAUACUCCGAAUGCUAGUCAAACAAUUACUCAACUUGUUCAAAAUACUUCACCAGGUGUUAUUUACACAACGCACAAAAUACCUGUUACUAUUACAACAACAACAAAUCCUAGUCAGUUGAACAUCAUACCUGCUAUAUCGCACACUAACUCACUCCCCGGUGGUAGGCCACCAGUUGUUAAGUUGAAUAUUAUAAGAACGCCGUUGAGACAGCAAAACCUCGCUGAAGUUAUACAGGCUACUAUUAAUGCUUCACGAAUUCAACAGCAAAAUUCACAGCAACAGCAACAGCAGCAGCAACAACAACAACAACAACAACAACAACAACAACAACAACAACAACAACAACAACAACAACAACAACAACAACAACAACAACAACAACAACAACAGCAACAACAACAGCAGCAACAACAACAACAACAACAACAACAACAACAACAACAACAACAACAACAAAGACAACAGACGGCUGUCAGAGCAGAUAGUUUAUUAAAUUCACCAAUCGAAGUGCCAAAUCAAGUCAGUUCGACGACACUUGAACAAUUGCGUGAAUUUGAAAGUGUACUCGAGCAAGUUAAAGAACGUAGUACUAUUCAACCUCAGCUCCAAUCGAGUUCCAGUACUACUACCACGGCUGUUCAAACGCAAACAACUAGCCAACAAACUCAAGCUAAACAACAACAUCAACAGACUGCUGUAUCGGCGCUUGCCCAGCAACUUCUUAUUUCAACCCAAACUUCAACAAACACUGAAUUUACAAACAACAAUGGUGGUAAUAAUAGUACCACGACAUUUCAACAGCAACAAGAAGUAUUUCCGCAAAAAGUUUCACUGACUUAUGUAAAUCAAACGACACCGACAACGCCGCAAAAAAGUACCAAUACUACGACGACACCAGUUGUCGUGGUAACGAGUUAUUGUCAGCCAGCAGCUUCACCAGCACUUAGCAUCACUUCACAAAGUUCUUCAAGUCCUUGUGUAACUCCAGCCCCGACAUCUGUUUCUUCUGCUGGAAAAACACCACCAACACCGUCACCUAAAAGUUCGAAAAAGUCUGCGCCGAAAAAUGUUAAAACUAAUACUUCUAGUAAUGCAUCAAAAUCCUCGCCAAUUCCAAAACCACAGCAAAAACCCCAAGAAGAUGAACAAACUGCACAACGUAUUUAUACAAUACUUGCAGAGUACGCUGAGCAGCUGAGAAAUUCUCCAGAUUUGAAUAAUAAACCUGCGCCUAGAAGACGUUCUAAUCCACCAACAAAUCCAAGUCAAUCGUCAAAGCGUAAAAAGUCUGGUGGUAAAUCAAGUAAACCAUCUGGUGGACAGCAAUCAUCAGAAAUGAGUCCAAGUGCUGACGAUUUGGGACGUACUAUGGGCAGCGAAGAUUCAUCGAGUGGUAUUGCGCUUAUACAAGACAGUCCAGCUGGUUUUUCGGGACAAGACGAGCAAUCAACAGCUUCUAAUAUCGACUCUCAGUCAGAAACACGAAAUAAUUUAACAACCUCUGAUUCAAAUGACGGCGUUGAGGUUAAUGUUAAAAGACGUAAUUUAAUAUUUACUGAACCCGGUAGCGGACAACAGAGAACAGUUAUUGUUCAAGAAGCAAUGCCUACUGGUACAGUUAAUGUCAGUGAAGCUUUAGCGUCUGUUACAGGUAAAGUUAGUGGUACAGCAGUACUUGUACCUAGUGGUAAUUACAUUUUACCAAUGAAUUUGGUUAAAAGUACUCAACAAUUUACAAUAGUUUCUCGUGGAUCAAAAUUAUUGGCCGCAGUACCAGCAUCAUUAACAACAGGUGGCAAUUCUGGUGUAUCUAAUGCCCUUGUAUUGCAAUCAUUUCUAAAUCAAGCUGGUAAAAUUAUAUCUCAACAACCUGGACAAGUUAAACAAGUUAAAUUACCAAAUUUACAAACAAUAACAUCUAAUUCGACAGCCGCAUCAACAACAACAUUAAACACAACUUCUGUUGUUGUACCACACCAAACAAGUAAUACAACACAACAAUUUACUAAUAAUGAUUCAACGUUGGACAACAAAAGUGAUUCUAUAACUGACGUUAUUAUUAAAAGUGAGCCUGGUACACCCGUUAUCAAUGAUGCGACAACACAAAAUACUAUUUUAGUUAAUAAAGCACCGACAAUUGGUUUGCUACAACGUAGUUUGAGUGACAUUACUGAUACACAACAGUUUUGCGGGGUUAUAACAAGUAAUUCAGGCUUAACAUUACAAGGUGCAAGGUUAUUUAAUUCAACAAUUGGUAAAUUAUCAACGUCUAGUGGUAGCAAAACCGAGAGUGUCGUUUGUUUGGCUUCAAAUGUUGGAGAAUCUGAUAAAAAGCCGCUUAUUGAACAAUUGCAAACUGAAAAUAAUAAGCUGGGUUCAAUGCACAGUGCAACAAUUGCUUUGACUUUUGCAGCCCCGAGUGAUGUCACGGCAUUGAACAACAGUAACACGCAAAAUAAAUCAAUUCAGCAACAAGUAGCUCAAAUAGUCCAGCAUAAAACACGGGAAACCAACAAUAUUGCUGAAUUAAUAAAUAAAAGUAAAGUUAUAUCACCAAAAGCUGUUAAAAGAAAACUUGAAGAUCAAAUUUUGUCAUCUGAAAAAGUUUCUAAGUCAUUAAUAACUUCAAUUGUAUCGCCGAGUACGGUUACGUCUAUACAAAAUCAUUUAAAAGCAGAGCCAAUCUCGGUAGUUACAUCCAAGCAAAUGUCUAGCAUCGAUAGUCCAAGUCAGUAUUUAAUAAAUGCUGAUGGAACUAGCGGAAGUUUAGACCUUCAAGAAUCAACAUUAAGGCAAUCUGGUGAUAACGAGGUUAAUUGCAAAGUAGGUAAUGGUGUUUUAUGUGGUAAUGCUAGACUACAAGAAGCAUGGGAACCAGACGACAGAAAAUCAUCACCAGAUACACCUUGGCGGUACGUUCCCUCUCAGAGCAAUCAACUAACUAUUGAGCCUCUAAAAGUUUAUUCACGUGACGGCGAUAGUUCAGAAAAUGUACAAACAGUAUUGCAAAUUAUAAAUAAAGGUACUAGCCAGAGUAUGGACAUGAAUAGUGGACAGUUGUAUUCAAGUAAUACCACUAAAAAAUAUUUUAUAAAUCAUCUUGAGCCUUUUCAACAGUUUACAACAUCAAAUAAAAGUAAUAUUGUUGUUGCUAGUAAAAAUUCAAAUAAUAAUCCACGAUUAGAGCGUGAAUUGGCGCAACAGCGUAUUGAGAGAAAUCGGGCGGCGAUGGAACGCGAAUUGAGACUGCAAAAAAGUUUAUCCGAAGAAUGUGAAGAUCUAGGUGUUGAUGAACCAAGCACGAGUGACUUAUUUCCAGAAGCCGAUUUGUUAUUUGAUACUAACCAUUCCCCGUCUUUUGAUCAUUUAUCCCAGGAUGCUUCAUGCAGUCAGCCGCUGGGUAUGAAAAUGUACAACGCUUCGUCAUACUUUCGGCCAUUAGACUCAUCAAGUGGUAGCCGUGAAACUAGUCCAGCUCCCAGUAUUGAAAUUAAAAGUACCGAACGUAGAAAAAGCAUUUCCCAGCGUAAUAGAUCGUCCAAAGACUCAGACCGAUUGUCAUCUAAAAGGUCAAAACGUGACAGGCAAGACGAAAACGAGAUGCAUAAUCCAUCAAAGCAUUUAAGAUUAAGUCCAGAGAGUCAAGAUGAGGGGUCUAAUAGUACUUCUGACUUGUCUAGACUUUCACCGCCACACUUACCGCUCAUGGAUAUUGACUCCAAAGAUACAAUGUGCUUGAAAAAAAUGAUAUCGUGCAAUGGUUCUAAAGAAGGCUCACCCACCAGUGUGUCUAGCAUUCCAUCAAAUAUUAAACUAGAUAUUGAUUUAGAUUCAGAAUCAUUACCACUUGGUUCUAAUGUUAAUAAUACAAUUGGUAGUUCUGGUGAUGACAGUAUGACGUUAAUGGGUAGUAAUACUGCUGAUGUUACGAUACCAUCGCCGCUGUCACCAAUCGCAGGGCCACUGUUAUCGACGCACAAGUAUACGUACACCAACAAAAAACGUGCUACAUCUAAAGUGUCACGUCCCGAAUAUUUAUCUUGGGAAAGUCCGAUCUCCGAGAGAACAAGAUCUAGCAGCGAUGAAGAGGAUUCGAGUAUCAGUGAGUCUAUUAGCAGCCAGACAGAUGAUUUGAUUACCAAUGGGCUUGAUGACAGCUUACAGUUGAGUAGUAUUAAAAGUACUUCUUCUAAUUUUAAUUCUUCAACAAUAACAACUCAUAGCAGUACAACUGGAGUUAAUGAUAGAUGUACUUAUUUAAAAAAAAAAGACAACAGUAAAGUACAUGUCAAUGCCAGGGUAGUAUUAAAUCGUGCUGAGUCAAAAAGUAUUAUUGCUAAACGUGCUAAAGGUGAUACCAUCAACAACGAGAUGGGAAUAAUGAGUCAAGAUAAAACAUCAGAACCAUCGGACGACGAAACGUGCCAUACUUUAAUAGAACCUGAUUGCCGUGCUAGAAGAUCUAGUUUACGAGGGCAUGUCAAAAAAGGAUGCACCUGUUGCAAUGGAUCACCUGAGAGACCCAAGAAGAAACAAACUGGUGCUAGUAAUACUGUUAACACUGGUAACUCUGGUGUAACUAGUGCUAGUACCGGUGCUACUGGCGGCGGCGGUGGUGGUGGUAAAAUUAUCGAGCAUAAGUUGAAGAAGAAAUUGGUUAAAUCACUUGGAAAAAAGAGGUAG